This is a messenger RNA of Mollisia scopiformis, 2371 nucleotides long. RefSeq names its product pectin lyase-like protein. The record is from RefSeq and is a predicted model, not a curated record. The transcript has 3 exons. The coding region runs from base 1 to 2334 and encodes 777 amino acids. NCBI's taxonomy places the organism in Eukaryota, Fungi, Ascomycota, Leotiomycetes, Helotiales, Mollisiaceae. Gene Ontology annotation, molecular function: polygalacturonase activity.
AUGGCGGCCGCUGCUAAAGCUGUCACCAGUGCAACAUUAAUGCAUUCUGCACUGCAAUGUAACAUACCUUUGCCACCGAACCCGUCGACUUAUUGGUACGAGCAAAUAGAGCACAACGGCAUCUCCCCCUUCAUUCCCAAUGGCUCAUCUUGGCAAGUCUACCGCAACGUGAAAGACUACGGCGCAACCGGCAACGGCGAGACGGACGACACACCCGCCAUCCAAACAGCCAUUAAUUAUGGCGGACGAGGUCCCGGAGGGAACGGUCUCGGAACAACUGGCGCUCCAGCUGUCAUUUACUUUCCUGAAGGAACGUAUCUCAUGAGCCAGAGCGUUCAAUCAUUCGUCGACACAUUCUUCAUCGGAAACCCCAUCAAGCGGCCGACGUUGAAAGUUGCGUCAAACUUCACUGGUUCGACUUUGCUGUACAUGAAAGAUCCAGAUCUGGAUGCGACUAUCAACUUUUACAUUGGUGUCAAGAACUUCGUCCUAGACUCAACGGCGUAUGAUCCGGACACAGCCUUCACGAUCAUAGACUGGUCCGUGUCUCAAGCUACUCAACUAACCAAUGUCUUGUUUCGAAUGCCACAAUCGUCUCAACACACUGGCGUGUCUACACCGGAAGGCGGUUCGGGUACAUAUAUGGGGAAUCUUGACUUCGAGGGUGGGCUCUACGGCAUCAACAUGAAUAAUCAACAGUACAGCAUCAAAUCGUGUACUUUCAGCAACACGCAAACUGGGAUCCUUAUCAGUCAUGGUUUCGACAUGGUAUUUCAAAAUCCGAAGUUUUCGAACUGUGAAGUCGGCGUGAAUGCUACCUCUGGUGGCGUGGGAAAUGUAGGUAGCGUGGCGUUGAUCGAUUCCACAGCGAAGGAUGUCGCGAUUGUGAUUGCGACGAAGAGUCAGACAGUGGGAAAUAGCACGACGGGAGAUGAUUCGAUUGUUGUUGAUAAUUUGGCUACGAGCGGGGUGGGGAGUACUGUUGUUGCUGGGGGGAAGACAAUCCUUACUGGAAGUGUUCCUAGAACGUGGAUUUAUGGGAAUGCGUAUUUGAAAGGAGGUCCGGUUAUGGGAGUACAUGAUGCGGGUGUUACGUAUCAGACUUUCAGAUCUCCGCUCUUGCUAGAUGGUGCGGAUUUUUUCACUAUGGCUCCUCCGACGUAUCAAGAAUACAGUGUGCAUCAAGUGGUGAAUAUCAAGACAGUUGAAGGUUAUCCUGUUUAUGGAGACGGACAGACAGAUGAUAUGUACAACAUCAAUGCAAUACUAGCUCGCAACGCCGGUUGUGCAAUCACCUUCUUCCCAGCAGGAACAUAUCUCGUAUCAGACACAAUCCACAUCCCUCCCGGAUCUCGACUCGUCGGAGAAGCUCUAUCAGCAAUCAGCGCCAUUGGCACCAAAUUCUCCAACACCGACGCACCAAACGUCAUGGUACAAAUCGGACUCCCAGGCCAAAUUGGAGUAGCCCAGAUCUCAGACAUGCUAUUCACAGUCGCCGACGUCCUUCCAGGAUGUAUCCUUCUCCAGAUCAACAUGGCAGGCCUUUCUCAAGGCGACGUCGGACUCUGGAACAGCCACUUCCGCGUCGGAGGAGCAGCUGGCUCAGCAGUCGAGACGAAAUGUCAAGAUUUUAUGCCUUGUAAAGCCGCCUUUCUGCUCUUACACCUGACUCCAACCACUUCCGUCUAUAUCGAAGAUAUGUGGGGAUGGACCGCAGACCAUGAUCUCGACGGCGACUAUACCCAACAGAUAUCCACCGGCAGAGGAGCACUCAUCGAGUCAACGCGCGGAACCUGGCUUGUCGGCACAGCAUUCGAGCACAACACGCUGUAUCAGUACAACCUCGUCUCAGCAGCGAAUCUUUUCAUCGGUAUGCAGCAAUCCGAGACUCCUUACUGGCAAGGCACCGGCGGCCCAGCCCAAGCACCCGCUCCCUGGACGCCCAAUGCAGCAUUCUCAGAUCCCACAUUCGCAAACUGCGCCACCGACGGCCCAAACUGUCGUAUGGCCUGGUUUCAACGAAUCGUCUCAGGCUCGAAUCUUUAUAUCUUCGGUUCGGGGUUCUGGACGUUCUUCAACAAUCUUGGCGCGUGCAUGGGGAUCAAUGGAACGUGUCAGGAUAAUGCGUGUGAGAUUGUGGGGAAUCCGACGGAGCUGAAUUGGUGGAAUUUGAAUACGAGAGGGAAUUUAAAUCUUUUGAUUGAUGAUGGUGUGGUGCUGGAGACGCAGAAUAAUAAUCCUGGGUCGUGGGGAGCGGUUGUUGCUGCUACUUUGACGCAUUCUGGGAUCUUGGGAAGGUUGGCGAGGAGGCUUAGAAGAGGAAUUCUGUCAUGAUUGCUGUUUUGGUGGCUAUAGAGGAGGACUGGUUGAC